ACCCGCGCUUCUCAGUCUAACAUCGCGCGCGAACGAGAGUUGCCACAUGUAAAAAAAUAAAGAAAAAAGCAACAUGGCGUCUAAGUAUUUGUUAGUUUUUUUAUUGCUAUUUUGUUAUGAAGUCCAGAGUGUAUCGAUUUUGGAACAGGGUUACGAGUAUUUUGUGAAUUUGGGCAAGAAUUUGGCUCCGAAUUUGCUGUCGAUAUUAGAAUGUGUGGGUCAGAAUGAGGCUUGGCAGUGUGCUCGGGAGAAAGCAGGGAAGAUGCUGGACGGCUUUGAAGAUGAGGUGGAAAAAGAGAGGAGAAGUUGGGAAGAGGAGGCUGAUGCAGAGAUCAGGACAUCAGGUCGAUCCAUUGAGGAGAUGCCUUCGAAGAUAGGCCGGGAGAUCACCGACUCACUAGGCUCCUUAACCACUAUCGUCGAACGAGGAAUGGCCAGAGCACUUGGCAAGAAACACCACGAAGGUGGUGGAAUAGACAGCAUCACCAUCUCAACUGGGGGAGACAAGAAAAAGAUGAAGAAAAAGAAGACCAAACCGCCCAAGAUCCACCUCAUCCAUCCAGUCAUGAUGCCUCUAAGGAAGGCUCCUAAGGAAGAGAAAGGUCGCAAUUUCGGCUCCGGUGUCCAAUCUUGGGUGAUAGGAGAGAGGUCUUUGCCUGCCCAGGAGAAUGCGACUGAAGUUUCCAGGGGCCUAGUGACCGAUUUCUGGGCGAUGGGCCAGAAUGCUCUGGACUCUCUGGCUGAGCAUGUGGUUGAGAAUGAGAAUCUGGAGAAUGGAAUUAAGGAUAGGAGUUCUGUUGAAGAACAAAGAGGUAAGAAAAAGAAGAAAAAGAAGGCUAUCCUCAAGCUGUUGAUCUUGGGAGCUGUCAUCAAGGCGAAGAUUGGGACUCUGUUGCAAAUCCUCACGUACAAAUUACAGAUUAAGUUCUUCAUAGUAGCGGUGCUGGGUCUGGCAAUCAACCUGGCCAGACUCUGGAUCGACCUGAAGAACAAACACAGCCAACAACCGCAGAAGAUAAUAUACUACGAGCACGCUCAGCAUCAGCACCACUACGACCAUGAAGAGGAGGAGCACGGCUGGGGGCCAUGGUCCAGGAGUAUACUGCCUGAUGAUGAAAGCGAGGCAGACGUGAGCGAAGUAUCUCCCUACAAGGCGCAAGAGAGAAGCCCAUUAGUCUAUAGCCGUCCUUAUCUAACGAGGGUAUAAUAUAUAACGCUGUCUCUUUCACUCCAGUCAUAGAACAUAACCUAUAAACGCUUGCUUGACAGUUGACAUUAUUUUGACA
Messenger RNA from Spodoptera frugiperda (fall armyworm), 1286 nucleotides. RefSeq lists its product as uncharacterized. The coding region runs from base 74 to 1207 and encodes 377 amino acids. Lineage: Eukaryota; Metazoa; Arthropoda; Insecta; Lepidoptera; Noctuidae. The transcript is spliced from 7 exons. The record is from RefSeq and is a predicted model, not a curated record.